AACCCGGCUUUCCAGAGAGCUGUUUCCUUAAAGCUAGACAAAGCGGUACUUCUUCAGCGGCCUAACACCAACAUCCUGGCAGACUUUACAUAUCAAUGAAGCUGUGAACUAAAGCUGCUGGAGUUGUAAAAUAAAAAACAAAACGACGCGGGAGAGAAUAAUUCAAGCCAAAGAGACAGCCACACAAAAGACUUGAAGCCUUUCUCUGUAAAAACACCCAACUGCAGUUUGAAGUCAUUUCAACGGAGCAAACCUUCAAGAUGACUGACUUCUGAGCGAAACCAACUGGAGACCCAGAGGAAGUUCUUCUAACGCCGUCAACUUUAACAACAGAAAAAAGACAAAGAAAAAGACGAAUAUUUACAUUGCAGCCAUGGACUCAGGAAAGCGAAUAACGUUUCCGUUGAUGUUGAGUGUUGGAACCGCUGUGAUCGGCUCUCUCCAGUUUGGCUACAACACCGGUGUCAUCAAUGCCCCUCAAAAGAUCAUUGAGAAGUUCAUCAAUGAGACGUAUUUUGAGCGCUACCAGGAGCCCAUCUCCAAGACCACCCUCACGGCCAUCUGGUCCGUUGCCGUCUCCAUCUUCUCUGUUGGUGGCAUCGUUGGCUCCUUCUCCGUCGGACUCUUUGUCAACCGCUUUGGAAGGAGGAACUCUAUGCUCAUGGCCAAUGUCCUGGCCUUCAUCGCAGCCGCUCUGAUGGGCUUUUCAAAGAUUGCCCACUCCUGGGAAAUGCUGAUUGUUGGUCGUUUUGUGGUGGGCCUCUACUCCGGCCUCUCCACAGGCUUCGUGCCAAUGUAUGUGGGUGAGAUUUCCCCAACAGCCCUACGAGGAGCCCUGGGCACCUUCCACCAGCUGGGCAUUGUUGUUGGCAUCCUCAUUGCACAGGUGUUUGGAAUGGAGGCAAUCAUGGGCAAUGACGACUUGUGGCCGCUCCUCUUGGGCUUUAUCUUCAUCCUUGCUUUGAUACAGUGCAUCUUGCUGCCUCUCUGCCCCAAGAGCCCUCGUUUCCUGCUCAUCAACAGGAACGAAGAGAACAAGGCCAAGGCCGUGUUGAAGAAGCUCAGAGGCACCACAGACGUGAGCUCUGACAUGCAGGAGAUGAAGGAAGAGAGCCGGCAGAUGAUGAGGGAGAAGAAGGUGACCAUCCCGGAGCUUUUCCGCUCGCAUCUCUACCGCCAGCCCCUCCUGAUUGCUGUCGUCCUGCAGCUCUCUCAGCAGCUGUCUGGCAUCAACGCUGUAUUCUACUACUCCACUCGUAUCUUUGAGAAAGCCGGAGUUGAGCAGCCUGUGUAUGCCACCAUUGGAGCCGGUGUAGUUAACACAGCUUUCACUGUGGUGUCGCUGUUUAUCGUAGAACGUGCAGGACGUAGGUCUCUGCACAUGCUGGGGCUGCUGGGAAUGGCUGUAUCUGCCGUCUUAAUGACUAUUGCCAUGGCUCUGUUGGACCAGCUCAAAUGGAUGUCAUAUUUAAGCAUCGUGGCCAUUUUUGCCUUUGUCGCGUUCUUCGAGCUGGGACCGGGUCCCAUCCCCUGGUUCAUCGUGGCAGAGUUGUUCUCGCAGGGACCCAGGCCUUCGGCCUUUGCUGUUGCCGGUUUCUCCAACUGGACUGCUAACUUCAUUGUGGGAAUGACUUUCCAGUAUGUAGAGGAACUGUGCGGCCCCUACGUGUUUAUCAUCUUCACUGUGCUGCUGCUCUUUUUCCUCGUCUUCACCUACUUCAAAGUUCCAGAGACCAAGGGCCGGACGUUUGACGAGAUCACGGCCGGUUUCCGCCAGACGGCUGCCACCGGAGGAGAAAAGAACUCGCCGGAGGAGCUCAACAGCCUGGGAGCAGAUUCUCCGCUCUGAGUGACUGAUCUUAACUUCGAACAAACUCUUUUUCAGACCAAGGAGAGGACUAGAAAUAGAGACAUCCAUUGGUAGAAUAAUUUUCACACUUUGUCACCGCAUUUCGAAUGUCACUACACAGAACAGCUCUGUGUGAUUCUCCAACAUGACGUUCUCUGCUGCCCCUCUCAUGAUGUCACACACAACAAAAACUAUGUCACCUGAUGUGGAGAGGGGAGUUGAGGAUAGAUGGGGAAGGUUUUUAAUAUUUUAAAGAUAAGAAGGAAAAGAAGUGUCUGCAUCAAUCAACCAAGCUUUUUUUUAACCUCUUUUUUCACUGAAUAUAUAUAACUGAUAUGUGCUUAUGCUCUGUUCUUUGUAGCUUGUUACCAUACAGUCAGAUUAUUAUCAUCUGUGUUCAGA
Sander lucioperca (pikeperch) is the source of this 2251-nucleotide messenger RNA. It is a transcript of the gene slc2a1b, whose product is annotated as solute carrier family 2 member 1b. The record is from RefSeq and is a predicted model, not a curated record. Bases 374 to 1849 code for a protein of 491 amino acids. Gene Ontology annotation, molecular function: hexose transmembrane transporter activity. NCBI's taxonomy places the organism in Eukaryota, Metazoa, Chordata, Actinopteri, Perciformes, Percidae. Gene Ontology annotation, cellular component: apical plasma membrane; basolateral plasma membrane. Gene Ontology annotation, biological process: response to insulin; monosaccharide transmembrane transport. The transcript has 10 exons.